Molecule: messenger RNA, 6407 nt
Organism: Marmota monax (woodchuck)
Lineage: Eukaryota; Metazoa; Chordata; Mammalia; Rodentia; Sciuridae
Gene: Bcl2l15
Product: BCL2 like 15
Biological process (GO): regulation of apoptotic process
Cellular component (GO): cytosol; nucleus
Source: RefSeq, a predicted model, not a curated record
CUCUUCCAAAGUGGCUAUAUCAUUUUGCAUUCCCACCAGCAAUUAAUGAGAAUUCCUAUUACUACAUAUCCUUACCAGCAUUUGGUGUUGUCAGUAUUCUAGACUUGGCUAUUUUAAUAAGCGUGUAGUAGUCAUUUGUACUUUUAGUGUGGAACAGACAACAAGAUUGGCUCUGAUUAUUCUGAGUAAUUGACUUGCUAUUUAUGCUUGAAUCUCAUUAGUUAGGGCUGUUAAUAAUUUUAUCAGGUCAGACAGGUUUAAAUGAUAGGGUUGUUAAUAGGUUUGAGUGAUGCUUCUAAGAUGCAGACCCAAAAUCUGGAUUUAGCAAAAUUAAGAAUGCAGCCAUCACAGGUAAGUGUCUAAUCCUCAGAUCUCUUAAAACAAUAAUGGAAUUUAAUCCUUCGGGAAAAUUCUCUUGUUAGUGAAUUUCUGUUCUCUUUCACCUUGGUCAGUAGGCCUUAGGCUAAAAGGAAGAUCCUUAACAUUUGAUGCAUACCUGACACUUAAGAUAAUCCCCAUAACAUUAUUUAAUUCUCACAAUUUCCCUAUGUUUUGUAUAAUCACUAUUUAUGAUUCAUCAAACAUUUAAGUUGGGAUUUUUCCACCUCUUAGUCAUUAUGUGUGCUUUCCCUUCCACCUCAAAUAGUCUUAAUUUCUCCUUUUUUGCCUGGUGAAUCUCCUUCAGAACUCAUCUCUGAUGUUACCACUCUUAAGGAAGCCUUCCCAAUCCCCUAGGUUUGCUUCCCUAUUAUAAUCUCAUUUUGUGUGUUAUGUGUCAUUUUCUGUGUUAUUUGUGUCAAGUAUCAUUUCUUACUACAUAUAGGUGCUCAGUAAAUAAUCACUGUAUAAUUAUGUCCAGUAAGUACUAUAAUCAGAAGUUGAAUGUUGAUCUCUUCAAAAACUUCCUUUAAAUUACAAUAUACACAAAACCUAACAGGAAGUAUUUCUUAAUGAAAUUACCCAAGAGACUCUUCCUCAACUUGAUCUCAGAUCUAAAUUGGCUAUCUAACAAUAAAAGUUAUUCAUUACUCUAUGUAUACUGGCUAGGGUGUGAUUCUGAGCUAAGGAACUGAAAGUCUUCAACAAGACUCCCCAGUUCCAUUUGCUAGGCAAAUGCUCUACCACUGAGCUACAGUUCAGCCCUUCUCUUAAGAGAAGUCCCACCUUUCUGAUCAGCUAUUUCUAAAGAAAGCUGGUGGAAAAAAGUUUCCAGAACUACAAAUUCAGUUAGGAAAGUACAAGCUGUGGACACAUCUGCUGGUUUACCAGUAUUUCUAACUUCCUGUUGAGCUGAAAACUGCUUGUUUUGUGGAAGAGCAAAAUUUAAUAGCAAACAUCUAAAAUGAAGAGUCCCAAAACUUUUGAGGAACAAACAGAAUGCAUCGUGAACACUCUACUCACAAACUUCCUGAGCCCAACAUUGCACAUUGCCAACCGGGACCUGGGCUCCAUAGACGAACCUGACUCAGGAGAGGCUUGCUGCUUUGAUGUGGCUAUCAUUGCUGGUCGACUUCGGAUGUUGGGUGACCAAUUCAAUGGAGAAUUGGAAGCUCCUGCUAAAAAUGUCAUUGCAAAAACCAUUCAGGGACAGGUAGGAGCUGUACUCCAAGACACAGUGCAGUUCCUCAGCAAGGCCUGGUGUGCUCAGGAUUCCAGCCUAGUUUAUGAGAGAGCCUUUCUGGCGUCAGUGAAACUUUUUGAAUAUGCGGCCCAUGUGGCUCCUGAAGUGGUGAGACAGAUGGCUGUCCCCAUGACGAGUAUGAUCAAUGGGAACCAAGCCAUCCGAGAGUUCAUUCAAGGCCAGGGGGGAUGGGAAAAUCUGGAGAGCUGAAGAAGUGGAAUUAUUCCCCAGACCAACAUCACUUCCUCUUUGACUGAACAGGGACUGAUUUCUGGCAAUUAAAAUGGACCAAAAAAAAAAAAAAAUCAAAACAACUCACUUCAUCUGGCAGAAUUGAACUUAGCUGAAUAAGUAAUUUUCUACUGAUUAUUAAAGUUAGGAGAAACUCCCAGAAGCCUACGGAGAUUUUAUACUUUCUUUCUUUACAUGAAUUUUAAUGAGAUUUUGUUGAAGCAGAGACCUCCAGACACAAAGUAAUGACUUGUUAUGAGUAAACUUCUAGGCAACAGGACAGGCCUUUGCUGGAGAUAUUUUGGAGGAAACAGAGAACACUAGAAAUUAUUCUUUCAGAUUUAGCCCUGUAUUUUGGUAAGGAUCUUGUCUACUAAUUUUGCAAUCUAAAGGGAGACUUUUGGUUGAAAAAUCUUACAUUAUUUCAAGUUGAUUUUCUCUCAAAUUUAUCCCUAAAUUUCAUCUGAGCAGAAUUAAUUUUAUGUAUUUUAGAGGCUGAAAGCCAAAAAUUGCAGUUUGUUCAUUUAGCCUUUUACUAGAAAAGGUCAAAGGAAGAUUAAAAAUUAUUGCAUUUUUAUUACCACAGGAUGUAGGAAGUGCCAACCCACAUUUAGGACUGUAGGGCCACCCCAGUUUAGAUGAAGCUAGUUGCGUACCACAGAGUUUUUGUUUGUUGUUUUUUGUACUGGAGAUUGAACCCUGGGGUGCUUUACCACUAAGCUAUAUCUGCAGACCUUUUCAUUUUUUGAGACAGGGUCUUACUAAGUUGCUUAGAGCCUCACUAAAUUGCUGAGGCUAGCCUCAAACUUGCAAUUCUCCUAUCUUAGCCUCCUGAGUUGCUGGGAUUACAUAAGUGAUCCAAUGGGCCUGGCCAGAGUUUUUAAAAGUAUGGUCCACCUAGCACUUGUGAGUCUUAUUAAAUUGCUGAUUCCCAAGUCCCACCCCUAGAAAUUUUGAUUUUGUAGGAGUGGAGACUGGGGCCUGGGAACCUAUCAUUUCAACUCCAUAGGUGAUUCUAAUGCACAUAGAGUUUGAGAACCAUCACUUUAGAAAAAAAGUUGAAAAAUUACAAGCCAUAGGCCAAAUCUAUCCUGCUCUUUUUCUUUUUCUUUCUUUCUUUUUUUUUUUUUUUUUUUUUUUAUAAAUAAGUGUUAUUGGAAUGUAAUGUCACUCAUUUGUCUAUAUAUUGUCUGUGGCUGCCUUAACACUACAACAAUAGAGUUGAAUAGUUAGGGCAGACACCAUGUGGCCUAUCGAGUCUAAAAUAUUUACUAGCUGACUCUACAGGAAAAGUUUGCUGAUCUCUGCUCUAGAGCUAAAUGAACAUUUCUUCUGGAGUAAUUUUAAACUUUGUUACAGUUCUGAUAAUUUCUAUAAACACAGUUGUAAUUAGGAAUUAAACUCAAAGUUACUAAGCCCUUUUUUCAGAACUUAGUUUGAAGGUGUCUUAUUUUUGUUUUUUAAAUUUUUUUUAGGUACCAGGGAUUGAACCCAGGGGUGCUCACACACUGAGCCAUAUCCCCAGUUCUUUUUAUUUAUUUAUUUUUUAAUUUUGAGACAGGGUCUCACUAAACUGCUUAGGGCCUUGCCUAGUUGCUAAGGCUGGCUUUUGAACUUGCAAUUCUCCUGCCUCAGCAUUCUAAGCCUCUGGGAUUACAGGCAUGUGCUACCAUGCCCAGGAGAGAGGCUUCAGUCAAUCAGAGAGCUCUGUGGUUCCUGAGUUUCUGAUAAAAGGUAUAUAUUUCUUUGGCCUUACAAGCGAAAGUGAUUGUAAGUAAAAAUUAUUCUAUGAUCUGUGUGUCUCACAGUAGUCCUUAAAAAUAUAGUCAAUUAGUAGGCAGUCAUCAGCUACAGAUUCUAAAACAACAACAACAACAACAGACUAUUUACUUGAAUGUCAGGAAGAAAAUACUGCUAUAUGUACUUAUUAAAUCAGGUGUUUGUGACUUUGGCUGAAUUUUACCAAAGCUAACUACUUUCCCUCCCUCAGCCAGCCAUCUCUCUGGCUUUUAAGUGCAGAGAAGUAAAUAUACGGUUCUGUUAAUAUAUUUUUGCUUUUCCAUGUAAUACUUAUUUUUUCUAUUCCUGGAAAAAAAUCACAAUAGGUUAAUAAUCCAGAGACAAAAUUUCUUUUUUCUUUUUAGUAGAAAUUAGCCAUGUUUACUACCACCUAAGACAGUUGAUAUAUAUCUAAGUCCCUUAUAUAAAAAUCAAGAUGGUGAGUUUUGUGGUAUUUGACCUCUUAGGCAAAAGCAUAAUAUUUUCACUUUGACUAAUGCUGUUUAUGAAAUAAAAUUAUUCUGUUUAUGCAUUUGAACUCAGUUUUAGCAAGUGCAAUCUAAAUUGGAUAGUAAACUGGGCAUGGUGGCACAUGCCUAUAAUCCCAGUGGCUCAGGAGGCUGAGGCAGGCUUUUGCAAGUUCAAAGCCAGCCUCAGCAACUUAACAAGGCCCCAAACAACUUAGUGAGACCCUGCUUCAAAAUAAAAAAUAGAAAGGGCUGGGGAUGGGUCUCAGUGGUAAAGUGACACUGGGUUCAAUCCUGGUACCAAAAAAAGUCAGGCCAGCCCCUCCUUUUUCUUUUUUCCCUCUUAUCAUACCAGCUCCCUAUUUCAUCCUGUUUUGCCCCAUAAAACAUCAGACUGUGAAUUUAGUUCCAAUUAUACCGCAGUGUAUUGAGGUUAGAAGAUACAGUGCCCCUUGAGAUUAUACCAGGCAAGUGGGUCAAGCAGCUCUGGCUUCAUGUUGCAUCUGUUGCUAGGUCAUCCCAUCUUAGGAAAGCUUAAGUGAUUGGGCUGCUGGAAGAAGACCUUGUCUAGCUCAGAGAUGAUGAAUGCCUUCCGAUUGCCUAAUUUUAACAAUUUAAUUUCACUGUAGGGUAAUUAUAUGACUUUGGGCAAGUGACCUAAUUCCUCUGUGCCUUACUUUCCACAUCUGUAAAACAAAGAUUAUUUAGUAACUACUUCAUAAGAAUAUUGUGAUGGAUAUAUGAAACAAUAUACUCUGUAAAGGGCUCAUCUUAGUACCUGGCAUAAUUUAACACUGUACUGUUAGCAAUUUGGAACCCCUGUGAUUUGGAGUUCCUAAGGUUCUAGAUUGGCUUUUUUUUCCUCCAUUAAUUUUGUCUCUCACAUACAUAAGUCAGUCUUAGAGCUUCAUCUUUCACUCAAUGUGAGUGAUUCCUAAGUAUGAUUUAUUUUUCUUCUUCUCAAAUCCACAAACUAAUGCUUAUUUCUGCAUGCCUUUCUUAUCUCACACUCUCCUAGAUUGCCAUCCAACUGGCUCAGUCAUUUUUACCCUUUUCCCUCUUUCGUCCUAAUCAUCCAGUUAAUCUUCCUCUUUUAUUCCUUCCUGUCUUCCCUUAUAAUAUGUGGGUCUCAGAGUCAGAAAGCAUUACUCACUGUUUUUUGUUUUGCUUUGUUUUUUAACCAGAGAGCUUGCCUUGCAUGUGUGAAGCACUGGGUUCAAUCCGCAGCACAACAAACAAACAAACAAAUAAAUAAAUAAAUAAAUAAAGAUAUUGUGUCCAUCUACAACUAAAGAUAAUAUUAAAAAGAAAAGAAACACUUUCCAGAAGCAUUAGUUUGUUUCCAUGCUCUUAAAAUCCUUUAGUAAAACUUUUUAGGGUAAUUGAGUAUGUUUAUUAUCUUGAUUGAGGUAAUGGUUUCAUGGGAUACAUACAUGUCAAAAGUGUACAGUUUGACAUAUGUAGCUUGUUGUAUGUCAGUACUACUUCAAUAAAGUUGUUUUUUAAAAAGAAAUUUGAGGUUGGAAUGUGGCUCAGUGGCAGAGUACUUGCCCAGCAUGUGUGAGGCUCUGGGUUCUAUUCCCAGCAUGGCAAGGUUCCUGGCUUUCCACCAGCCUGGGAUUCAAAUCCCCCCAGGAUGUGACCCCAACUGCCCUUUCUAGCCUCUACUGCUUUCUGUUUCAUAUUGCUUUUUCUCAUCUCAACCUAUUGAAAUCUUCAAGACCAACUCAAUGAUCACUUCCUCCAUAGAGGCUAUCUAUAGAUAACCCCCAAAAAGUGAUCUUUGGCUCUUUACACUUAUUUGCAUCACUUUUAUGGUUCUUUUCACAAAUAGCCUUCAAUUGUAGUUAUUUGUAUAUUUGUUGUUCCUAUUAGAAAACAGGAUCCUUAAUGGGUACUUAGUUGUACACUUCUCUAACACCCCUCUCCUCCAUUCUCUCACAUGUGUAUGGAUGUUAUAAAUCUUCAUUAAAUGAAUAAGUGAUUAAAAUGAAGCUUCAGGUUUGAUUAUACAUUGAGCAAGAUUCAAAGCCUCACCAAGAGUCCUGACUCUCUAUUUUUUAAAGGUUAAAUUGCUUCAAUUGCAAGUUAUGAAUUGACUUUUGCCUCUUGGGGUUUUUUUUGGAACCAAGGGCAGAGUAUGAUCCCCUAUGUGGAAUAUGGGAAGGUGACUCUGAAGUCUGUAGCAGGUAAACUGAAGAGCUUGAUGAGGUUUCAAAAUGUUGUCAUGAUAAACAGCAGAUUAAGGGACCUUUCUUCUGAGGACAAUGUGAAAAACACGACAAAUUAAACAAGCUUUAUUAUAGGUA